AUGGAAAAAGCUGCUCAGAACCCGCCUGGAUAUGCGCAAGCUACCCAGCCUCAACCUGAACCUCAACCUCAGUACCAGCAGCCAAUUCAAGAUCAACCGCCCGCGGGAGCUUACACCGAUCACCCCCACCCACAUCCUCACCCGCACUCACACGCUCAUAUGCAUGCUCCCUCGGCCUACGGCCAACAAGGCGGAGAAUGGCAGGCCAGCCUUUGCGACUGCUCACCAUGCACAAGCUGCUUGUUAGCUUGGUGUCUACCUUGCCUUCUGCUCGGUCAGACCUCUGAGCGGAUUAGGGACCCCUCCAUGCAGACAGCGGACAUGAUGAAUAGCGACUGCAUGAUCCAUGGUCUCAUAAACUGCUUCACUGGCUGUGGAUGGAUCUACGGAAUGAUGAAGCGAUCCGAGAUUAGGGAGCGCUACAAGAUCGAGGGCAGCGGCUGCAACGAUUGCUGUGUGAGCUUUUGGUGCUCCUGCUGCGCCCUUAUCCAGCAAGACAACGAAGUCAAGAUCCGCCAACGCAACGCCCAGCCCGUAGAUCAGGGCUACCAGUCCCAACCCGCUAUGCAGGUGCCUGUACCAGCGCCCGCACCUGCUUACCAACCCUAA
Molecule: messenger RNA, 609 nt
Organism: Hypoxylon trugodes
Lineage: Eukaryota; Fungi; Ascomycota; Sordariomycetes; Xylariales; Hypoxylaceae
Product: PLAC8-domain-containing protein
Exons: 2
Coding region: 1-609 (202 amino acids)
Source: RefSeq, a predicted model, not a curated record